This is a messenger RNA of Vigna radiata var. radiata (mung bean), 666 nucleotides long. RefSeq lists its product as uncharacterized. Gene Ontology annotation, molecular function: nucleic acid binding. Lineage: Eukaryota; Viridiplantae; Streptophyta; Magnoliopsida; Fabales; Fabaceae. The transcript is spliced from 2 exons. The record is from RefSeq and is a predicted model, not a curated record. Gene Ontology annotation, biological process: DNA integration. Bases 1 to 666 code for a protein of 221 amino acids.
AUGUCGCUUUAUGGUAACAAAAGGUAUUUUUUUGGUCAUAAAAUUUCUUCUAGGGGAAUCGAGGUUGACAGGGCCAAAUUGGAAGUCAUUGAAAAACUUCAGCCACCAACCAAUGUGAAGGGAAUCAGAAGCUUUUUGGGUCAUCCUGAUAAUCUUCUGAGGUGUUGUGUUACUAAGGAAGAAGUGGAAGGAAUUUUAUGGCACUAUCAUGACUCUCCUUAUGGGGGGAAUUUUAGUGGAGAGAGAACAACUGCAAAAGUGCUCAAAUCAGGAUUUUAUUGGCCUACUCUGUUUAAAAAUGCUCAUAAUCAUGCCAUAAACUGUGAUAAGGGUCAAAGGACCGGUACUAUCUCCAAACAUCAUGAAAUGCUGCUACAAGGCAUAUUAGAGGUUGAAGUUUUUGAUUGUUGGAGCAUAGAUUUUGUUGGACCUUUUCCACCAUCUUUCAAUAAUGAAUACAUACUGGUGGUAAUGAGUUAUGUUAGUAAAUGGGUGGAAGCUGUGGCUUUUCCCAAGAAUGAUUCUAGCACUGUUAUUAAAUUUCUGAAAAGGAAAAUUUUCUCACGGUUUGGAACGCCCAGAGUAUUCAUUAGUGAUGGAGGAUCUCAUUUUUGCAAUUCCCAACUUGCAAAGAUACUCAAGCACUAUGGUGUGAGACAUAAGUAG